AUGCAGGAAAUCCUUGUUAUCGGCGGCACUGGUGCUCAGGGCCUACCCGUGGUUCACUCUCUGUCCGGUAGUGGACGUUGGUCCGUUCGAGUACUCACUCGCAAUGAGAAUUCGGAGCGCGCUCAGCAAUUGGCCAAAUUGCCCAACGUCACCCUGAUUCAAGGCCAACAAGACAACCAGAAGGAUCUUCACCGCGCCUUCAAAGGGGUCUAUGGAGCAUGGGUCAACACGAAUGGAUUCACCAAUGGCGAGAAGAACGAGCUCUUCUAUGGUAUCAGAGCAUAUGAGAUUGCAAGACACGAGGGCGUCAAGCACUACGUCUAUGCCUCCACAGAUUAUGCAGUCAAAGACUGUGACUGGAACGAGAAUUACCACUGGGGUCACAACGAUGCCAAAGGCAGAGUCGCUGAUUUCAUCCUCGCCCAGGAUCAAAAGGGAAUGAAGGCAUCCUCCAUUGUUACCGGUCCGUCUAUGGAUAUGUUGUUUGAUGGCAUGUUCACACCUGCAGAGCAGGAAGAUGGAUCAUUUCUAUGGGCAAAUUCAGGAAAAGAGGGCGAAAUUCCUCUGAUCGCACUCGAAGACGUGGGUCCCUUUUCGAUGUGGAUGUUCAACAACCCCGCCGAAUCAGCCGGCCUGUUAUUGAAAGUCGCAACAGACGAAGUCAGCUUCGCAGACAUCGCACGUACCUUCACCGAAGUGAGCGGAAAGAAGGGUGUCCACCAGUUCGUGGAGAUCUCCAAAUUCGUCAAGGCACGCGAGCCAUUCCCGGGCGCCAUGGCCAAUUUUGCAGCAGGUCCACAGGAGGGUCCUUAA
Molecule: messenger RNA, 813 nt
Organism: Fulvia fulva
Lineage: Eukaryota; Fungi; Ascomycota; Dothideomycetes; Mycosphaerellales; Mycosphaerellaceae
Product: NmrA-like family domain-containing oxidoreductase himF
Exons: 3
Coding region: 1-813 (270 amino acids)
Source: RefSeq, a predicted model, not a curated record